Molecule: messenger RNA, 1419 nt
Organism: Trichoderma aggressivum f. europaeum
Lineage: Eukaryota; Fungi; Ascomycota; Sordariomycetes; Hypocreales; Hypocreaceae
Exons: 1
Coding region: 1-1419 (472 amino acids)
Biological process (GO): phospholipid biosynthetic process
Molecular function (GO): phosphatidylserine decarboxylase activity
Source: RefSeq, a predicted model, not a curated record
AUGGCAACUCCAUUCCCACUCCCCGUCCGCCAACCACCCUUCCGUAGGAUUGGGCACUGGCUACCUGAGAACGACGAUCUUCUUAUAGAUUGGCUUCGAGGACUUCUCAAGGAGAUCGAAAGAGACAAGAAGAGGUUCAGGGGCCCAUGGGUUCUCAGUCCAGAGGUGGAUGACUUAAAGAAACACGUCGAGAGCUCUGCCGAACUUCGCAUGCUGGCUCAAGCCAUGCUAGAUGAGGUCCCUAACAAGCCCCCCUAUAUCAAUGACCCUGUUGGCAACAAACAAAUCAAGUCUCUUGAAGAUUUGUACAUUUGUUUCGACAAGGUUAUGACGUCGAGGGCUCCUAUUUGGAGAAAGUUGGAAUACGACGUCGGUCUGGUUGGAUUUCCAUUCAACGCCGUUUUAGACUGGCCAAUGGCUACUCCUAGCGGAUAUGCCUUUUUUCUCAAGCCAGAUAUCAAUAAGAAGUUCGAAGUCAUACUUAACACUUGGAAGACAAACUUCUUACAGACAAUCGAAUCUGCAAAAGUUCUGCUGCCCAAAGAGGGUGACGACAUUCCACUGGAUGAGGCUUGGUUGAGCCCUGAAUCGCGGAAGCAAAUCGAAGACGACACCAAUCUCGAAGGUGAACAUCUAAAAUUCGAGGAACUUUUUGAGUGUGACCCUAAGCAAGACUACUGGGGUUUCCAAUCUUGGGACGAUUUCUUCAUCCGAACGUUCAAGCAGUACCCGGAUAAAGAACUCCGCCCCAUUCACUUCAAAGACAAUGAUGAUUGGAUCAUAAACUCGUGUGAAUCUAAGCCGUUCUCGCUCCAACCCAACGCAAAAGACUACGACAAGUUUUGGCUAAAGGGACAGCCAUACUCCGUCAUGGACAUGUUGAAUAAGAACGAGGAUUAUGCAUCCCUGUUCGUCGGUGGCACAGUUUAUCAGGCCUUCUUGAGUGCUACCUCUUACCAUCGCUGGGACUCGCCAAUCAGCGGCAAGGUCCUCUACACUGAGGUCAUCCAGGGCACCUACUUUGCAGCGCCUACUGUCACGGGAUUUUCCAAUCCUGAUGGUCCUGAUCCGGCUUCUCCAGACCUUGCCCAGGGCUAUAUUACCCAUUUUGCCACGCGAGCCGUCUACUACAUUAGAAACCCCAAAAUUGGCAUUAUCGCUCUUCUCUACGUUGGCAUGGCUGACGUGUCUUCUUGUGAGAUUAAUGAGAAGUUCAUCGACGUGCCCGAGGGAGGAGUAGAUGUGAAAAAGGGAGAAGAACUUGGAAUGUUCCAUCAUGGAGGCUCAACCUACUGUCUUCUGGUUCCAAAGGGAACCAAGGUUGCUUUCAUCCCUGAGGCUACUCCCCGAGAGGGACAGAGAAACAUUCCCAUUCGAAGCCCACUGGCUCGGGUUUACAAUGACGAUAUUGAGGAUUGA